Molecule: messenger RNA, 2248 nt
Organism: Falco peregrinus (peregrine falcon)
Lineage: Eukaryota; Metazoa; Chordata; Aves; Falconiformes; Falconidae
Gene: PTX3
Product: pentraxin 3
Exons: 3
Coding region: 222-1517 (431 amino acids)
Biological process (GO): innate immune response
Molecular function (GO): complement component C1q complex binding
Source: RefSeq, a predicted model, not a curated record
AUUGAGCAAGCUGCACGCCCCCUUCUCCUCCCGGCCAAAACCAACAGUCAGAAGUGCUCUUAUUACAACACUGGCACUAGCAUUGCUCAUUCAUUCAAGCCGAGGCACUCGGAGCAUUUAUUAGGGGCUCACUGCAUCUCACUCGCAGUCUUGUCUCUGCUGAAGUCUGACUUAGACUUGAGCUCCAGACAGCCCAGCUGUUUUCAGGAAGCAGCUAGAGAAUGCUGCCCCAAGAAAUACUUUUGCUGCUUACACUGUUCUGUGUUUUCAGGGCUUCUGUUUCUGUUCUGGAUGAAGAUGAUGACUAUGAUCUCAUGUAUGUGAAUCUGGAUAAUGAAAUUGAAGGUCCAGGUCUUGGUACAGAGGAAACUGUUUCAUGCGACUGCCAGCGAGAGCACACUAAAUGGGACAAGCUCUUCAUCAUGCUUGAGAACUCGCAGAUGAAAGAGAACAUGAUGCUGCAGGCAAUGGACGAGGUCCUGAAGGUGGACCUGCAGACCCUGAAAGCAGAGCUGAGCCAGCUCACCACCAACCUCGCAGGCACCUUCACUGCUGCAGUUGAAAAAGUCACCUCCCACAUCGUGUCACAGGUAGAGCAGGUGCUUGUGAGGAACAGUGACCAAGCUGAAGAAGCCAAGCGGCUUCAUGAGUCUGAGCAAGGAAAGGUUCUUGAGCAUGUUCUGCUGCUGAGCCACAACAUGUCCAGCAGGCUCAGCCGCCUGGAGAGCACUUGGCUAAGGAGGUCUGAGGCAGAGGCUCAGGAGACAGCUUUUCAGCAGGACAAAUUCAGUCCCACCAGAGGAGACAAUCUCAUUUUGAACUCUCUGUGGAAAGAGCUACAGCAAACCAGAGCUGAACUGAAGGCAUCGCAGAAAUGGGCAGCUCAGCACUUACUGCCAGCAGGGUGUGAAACAGCGGUUCUAUUUCCCAUGCGUUCAAAAAAGAUAUUUGGGAGCGUUCACUCAACUGCUGGAAUGAACCUUCACUCCUUUACUGCUUGUAUCUGGAUCAAGGUGACCGAGGCUUUGGACAAAACUAUUGUCUUCUCCUACGGAACCAAGUUAAAUCCAUAUGAAAUCCAGCUUUAUCUCAGCCGGGAGUCUGCGGUGCUUGUUGUUGGUGGUGAUCAACACAAGUUAGCUGUCAAAAGCAUUGUUGUUCCUGGGAAGUGGAUCCAUCUCUGCAGCUCCUGGAGCUCGGAGAACGGAUCUGCAUCCCUGUGGGUGAAGGGAGAGCUUGCAGCCAGUGCCUUGGACAUUGCCAAUGCUCACACCAUUCCAGAUGGAGGGAUUUUGCAGAUUGGUCAAGAAAGGAAUGGGUGCUGUGUUGGAGGUGGAUUUGAUGAAGCUUUAGCCUUCUCUGGAAAAUUAACUGGCUUUAACAUGUGGGACAGAGUGCUCAGUGCCAAAGAGAUAGCAGCACAGAGUGAAGAAGAUGCAUGCAGUACCAGGGGCAACAUCAUCGGGUGGGGAGUCACAGAAGUUUUGCUGUACGGGGGAGCCCAGUACAUUUCUUAAAUUCUGGCAAGACAGUUUCUAAAGUAGAGAACGUAUUUCACGAAGACUGAAUACCAAUACAUACGAGUAAACAAAGCUGUAGCAGCCCAUGUCUCUUGAAUUCCCAAGGAAAAUUAGUGUUGCAAGUUUAUAAAAUGAGAUACUAUGGAAACAGGAUUUGAUCUCUGCUGUUUUGGCAAAACACUGAGAAAAAUAAUAAGCCCCCACACACACAACUCCACACAUCAAGGCAUGAUUUUGGAAAACCUGUUCCUGAGGUCAGAUGGCCACUGUCUCUCUAGCACGUGUUUUCUGAUGCAUCAAAGUGAAAGGCGCUGUGGGCAUUGCGGAGCUGAACAGCGCUCCUGGUAUCCCUGCUGAAGCAAACUUCUCCGGCUGACCAGUCUUUGCAGAACAGACGUAAGGCUGCGCAUCUGCCAGGUUCCUCCAGUCAUUGGUUUUCAUAGUGCUAAUGUGAAUUGUACAGAGGAACCACAUAAACCAAGAAAUGUGCUGUUUAUUAAUCGUUGUUAGCAAUUUGUAGACUAUAACAAAACUAGCUCCUUGUUUAAAGCAUUAUUUAUGCCAUGGAUUGACCUAACAUAUAAAAUUAAUAUUCCCCAUCAUAAUCUGAUGUUACAUUUGGAGAAAACACAGCUGUAUUAUAUUGUAAAUCGACUUUGUAAUAAUUUUAUUGAAAUUAUUUUUGUAAAGAUGCUCUGUAAAUAAAGAUAUACUUUACUAAACUAAAA